Molecule: messenger RNA, 2397 nt
Organism: Emiliania huxleyi CCMP1516
Lineage: Eukaryota; Haptophyta; Isochrysidales; Noelaerhabdaceae
Exons: 4
Coding region: 1-2397 (798 amino acids)
Source: RefSeq, a predicted model, not a curated record
AUGAGCGGGUCGGUAGCGCUCACCACGGCGCAGCUACGAGAACUGCAGCUGCGGCGUGAGGCCGUCGCGGCACUGCAGCGCGACCGGGGCCUCCUCCAGCGCUGCGCCGAAGCCGCCGGCCUGCCGGCGCUGCUUCCCAACUUUGGUCUGCCGCAUCUCAUCGUGCGGCUGCCCUGCUUGCCCGCCGGCUCGACGUGUCCGAGCCAUGCGGCUGCGCGGUUGCUUCGCGUCGAGGACGACCGCGUCGAAGUGGAUCUGCUGCACGAGCCUACGGCCAACUUGCUCCGCCUGAGCGACGCGUCCCACCGAUCGGGACCGUGGGCGCUCACAACCAGCGUUGCGCAGCUCUCAAGCGACAGCCUGGCCGACGAGGAGCUCUGUGCGCUGCGCCCGGGGGCGCUCAGCCUAACGCUCGACCACCACGCCCAGCUUGCCGAACUGUGUGCCAGGCUCGCCCAGUUCAGCGUGAGCGACGUGCGCCGGUCGGCUGCGACGGUGCGGGGAGCGGCGGCAGGCAGGCCGUCGACCGCAUCGGACCUCGCUCCAUCGGCCGCCGCAUCAACCGGCGAGAGCGGCACGAACGGCGACGCGCUCAGCCGCGCAGCGCCGCCUCCGGCAGGGUCGCCAGCCAGCAGCAGCGACAAGUGGGGCAGCAGCGACAUGUGGGCAGAGUCCUUUCCGGAGCUCUGCCGGCUGCUCGUGUCGGGAGCUCUGCCGGUCGAGGUGCUGCACAACAACGAGCGCUCGUGGAAGGACGCCCCCCCGCCGCUGCGAGAGAGCGCUCGCGACGAGCAGGCUCCGCUCAUGAGCCCCGCUGCUUGCGCGGCCCACGCGGGCAUUGCGGGCGCCGCUGCGGGCAAGGCGGCGUGUCGGCACGCACCCGCCGGCGGCGGGGCUCAGCUGGCGGCGGGGCCCGGAUGCGAAGGUCGCGUCGCGGGGGAGAGGACGCGCGGCCUUUCGGGACGCGGCUGCUCGCCCUUCGUCAGCUCGGCCUCCCAGCGGCGGCUUCGCGCCCGUUUCGAUCCGGGUUGUGACCCGGUUUAUUCUCUGGGCCCGCCUGUUCGGGCAAGGGUCCCUUCACUUCGCCUGGUGGAUCCCGCUUUGAGCGGGCGCCAGAAGAGGGAGCAUAUUUGGGUGUGGAAGCAGGCCGUGGCGCGCACGCUCCGCAACUUGGACGCGGUGGCUGCGUGCGCUGAGGAGGCGUCGAGUUCCGAGUGCCGCGACGACGGCCUCCGUUUCGCCGUCGGCCAGCUCGUGGUGUGCCUCCCCUACGGCCGUGCUGGGGAGACUUUUUCGCGCGCUGGGGAGUGGAGCACUGGGCGGGUGACCCAGCUCCGACCGACCCGCCUCGGGCAGCAGGCUGCGUACCAGGUGGUGCUUCGCCACGGCUCAUAUGUCUACCCUCCGGACGACAGCGACCUCCACAUCCGCGAGUGGGCCCCGGAGCCUGGCAUAGCGGGCGAGGUGCAGGUGGGCAUGGAGCAGGCGGAUGCAGCAUGGAGCAGGGCGCCGUCUCGGCGCAACAUCGCGGCGGUUCUCUCGGCGGAGGAGACGGCGGCUUUGCUCUCUCCGGUCGGCCAGGAGCUGCUGCGCGUGGCGGCUGAGGCGUUCGACGUGCCCGUCGAGGAGGGCCACGCCUAUCGCCUGCUUCGCGGCUUCAUAUGCCUGUCCAACGUGACGGGGCGCCACGAGAUGCUGCUACAACCGCCUCAGGCUGUCUUCGAUCUCGGGAUGGCACUCUCGUGCGGAGAGGGCUCUGCUAUUCUGGACCACCUCGUGCGGACCGCCCGCUCAGGGGUCGAGGCCAUUGACACGUGGCGCGAGCUGCUGCACAAGGCGCAGCUGGUCGAGGACGAGCCCGUCGCUGGCGCGACGAAGCUCGUCAUCGUCGGCUGCUACUCUUACCACGCCGUCUUCUUUUCGCGGCUGAACAGCGCUUGGCCCUCGCUCCUCGCCUUCCUCACGCAGAUUACGGACCCCGCGAUGGAGGCGUCGCACGCGGCAACCUGGCGCCGUUGGCUCCUUGAGCCGUUCGACGAGUGGCCGGCGGGGCGGCGCAAUACCGCGGGCGUAUUCCAACCCGGCUACCGCGAGGUCGCGGUGCUAUGGCUGCGGUGGCUGCUCGGGCCGGCGGCGCGGCGCACGGGCUUCCGGGCGCUGCGCGCCUAUCUCGCGCACGAGGCUGCGCUGACGCCCGACGAGCACAGAGCUCGCGAUGACGCCGGCCGCUUCAGUUUGCCACGGGCGGCGUGCGACGCGUUGAUCCGGUCCGUCGGCGAGCUCACAGAAGACGGCUUGAUGGAGAACCUGCACGACCCCGCCUGCAAGGCGUGCGCCGUCUGCUCGCGCGAGCCGCGCAGCUGGCGGCGGAGGCCCCCGGGCGACCAGGGGAGAUGA